GCAGUAAAGAGCUAUGGGGCACUGCUCCUAUUCUGCAUCCCAAAAAAUCGCCAAAGUCUCAUGUUCCCCCAUUUGAUCCCGUUAAAUAUUUAUUAUUUCUGUUUGUCAACAUAUGAAGACCAAAUGAGUUAAAAAAAAAACCCGUCUGAGUUAAAGAAAGAUGGCUGCCGGGUUUGUGCUCUGUUUGUUGCUUUUGCAGCUGUAUGUGCAGCCAUACACAGGACAAGAGCCAGUAGACCUGAGUGCUUUCCAGCCGCAGAGUGCUCUCACUGACAUGGAGUUUGUUAGCGUCAGCUCCUACCGAGGCCCGGGCAACACAGACACCCGCAGCAACAAGGAGCUGCCCAUCCUGCUGUGGUGGAGUGGCAACCUGUUCCCACAUUUUCCUGGGGAUACAGAGCGUGUGGACUGUGCUCGCUCGUCCUGCCUGGUGACACGAAACCGCAAGGUCCAGCUGCACCGGCGCACAGCCUCCAUCAUCUUCUAUGGCACAGAUUUUCGUGCAUAUGAGGCGCCGCUGCCCCGCCUGGCUCACCAGACCUGGGCGCUCUUUCACGAGGAGUCACCAAUGAACAACUACUUACUGUCACACGGGUCUGGAAUAAGUCUCUUUAAUUACACAGCUACCUUUCGCAGGGAGUCAGACUAUCCGCUCACACUGCAGUGGCUGCCUUCACUCAACUACUUGCUUAAGCCUCCCUCAGUCUCUCUGGAGGAGAAGAACAGCUGGAGAAAAGCUGGACUGGCCCCAGUGCUGUACAUGCAGUCCCACUGUGACGUGCCUUCAGACCGUGACCGUUAUGUCCAGGAGCUUAUGAAGUACAUGCAGGUUGACUCAUAUGGAAAGUGUCUCAAUAACAAGCCCCUGCCUGAGUAUCUAGAGGACACCAGCACAGCCACAGGCGAGGAUCAACGCUUCAUGAGCUUCGUGGCCCGCUACAAGUUCCACCUCGCUCUGGAGAACGGACUGUGCCCUGAUUACAUGACUGAGAAAUUGUGGCGGCCCAUGCACCAGGGAUGCGUGCCCAUAUACAGAGGCUCCUCCUCUGUUGCUGACUGGCUCCCGAAUGAGCAUUCUGCCAUUUUGUUAGAUGAUUUCCACUCCCCUCAAGAGCUAGCCAAGUUCAUCAUGGAUUUAGAUAACGAUGACUCUAAGUACUUGCGAUACUUGGAGUACAAGACUCCCAGUAAGAUAACCAACCUUCGACUCCUGGAAGGCCUUCAGAACCGAGAGUGGGGCAUCAACGACAUGAGCAAACCUAACUACCUGAACGGCUUCGAGUGUUAUGUGUGUGACCGAGAGAACGAACGACUGACGGCAGAAAAGAAGCACAGACGAGAGCCUGACAAGUAUCCAGCACCUCAACCAAAGAUGGCCAACAACACACACAUGGGGUGUCCACUUCCUAGCCCUGGGUAUGGAGCCAUAGAGGAGAUUGAGCCUAAUGAUGGCUGGCUUCAGAUGUGGCCUCAGGACUACUGGCAGAGUCUGGACCAGGCAGAGGGACUGGUGUCACUGAUCAAUCACAACGAGUCUGACCCUGGACAGCUGUGGCAACACAUUCACAGGAUGGCUGUGAGCAGGAACAGUCAGUGACAUGAGUUCACCUCCGAGAAAGAACGCUACCUCGUGAGCUUGUGUAAGAGAAGAUUUUUUUUUUUUUAAAUGAAGGACCACUCUACCAAACACACUCAUACCAAAGACAAAAAACGCACUAAAGAACAAUAAAACCCAACUCGGCUAACAGCGCAAUCAUUUUUGACUUGUUAAUGGGUCAUUUAGCUAAGGGCCAAAACCAAAGGAAGCAAAAAAAAAUCAUUUUGUAAACAUAUUAUAUCUAUACGUGUCACAUGUAGACAUUGUUUUGUCAUUAUCUUAUUUGCAGUGUUGUAAGAAGGCUGUUUAAAUAAUAUUUGGAAACACAUUAGAACAUGAUCUGCAUAUGAAUAGAAUCGUUCUGCUUCUGUUUAUCAGUGCAGAUGUUAUGAACAAGCCCUUACGUGCUUUAUGAAUAAUUUAUUUUUCAGGAUGCUGAACUUGACAUUUAAAUUCAGCUGCUGUUCUUGUCAAAUAGAAAACUGUUUGUGUCUUUCAGCCAUUUGUUUUUAUCCUUUUAUACGUGCACAUAUGUAAACAUUUUUAUGCCAGUAUUCUAUAAACUAUUUAUUUAUUUUUUACACUUUGUAAAGAGCAACAAUUAAAGCUAUAUGCUAAAUUAGCUAAAUAAAGCUAAAUUGUUUUGUGACAAAAUGUGAACAAAACACAACAUUUUUUUUUUUUUACAUCCCUACAUUUAUUCACAGUUUUAAGAAGUUUAUUCAUCCACUGAAAAAUGCACAGCAAAGCAAAUAAUUUUUUUGGUUUUUAAAGAUGGAAAUAAGGCUAGUACAUUGUAGAAAAAGUGAAAACCCACUCAAACAAAUACACAUGAUUCUGAUUUUGAAGGCACUUUUCACAAUCAGACGACAGCAAAGACAGAAGAAGAAUAACUGUUUUGGGAAUGUAAACAGCCCAACAGCAUUUACGUACGUUCUGAUAGAGUCAAAAAAAAAAAAAGGACAAA
Hemibagrus wyckioides is the source of this 2564-nucleotide messenger RNA. RefSeq names its product fucosyltransferase 11 (alpha (1,3) fucosyltransferase) (gene pofut4). The record is from RefSeq and is a predicted model, not a curated record. The transcript has 4 exons. Gene Ontology annotation, molecular function: alpha-(1->3)-fucosyltransferase activity. Bases 161 to 1597 code for a protein of 478 amino acids. NCBI's taxonomy places the organism in Eukaryota, Metazoa, Chordata, Actinopteri, Siluriformes, Bagridae. Gene Ontology annotation, cellular component: Golgi membrane.